Messenger RNA from Brachypodium distachyon (stiff brome), 1914 nucleotides. RefSeq names its product acetate/butyrate--CoA ligase AAE7, peroxisomal. The record is from RefSeq and is a predicted model, not a curated record. The transcript is spliced from 3 exons. Lineage: Eukaryota; Viridiplantae; Streptophyta; Magnoliopsida; Poales; Poaceae. The coding region runs from base 1 to 1704 and encodes 567 amino acids.
AUGGCGGCGGAGAGGGACAUCGACGAGCUCCCGAAGAACGCCGCCAACCACACGGCGCUCACGCCGCUCUGGUUCCUCGAGCGCGCCGCGCUGGCGCACCCGGGCCGGGCCUCCCUCGUGCACGGCUCCCUGCGCUACACCUGGGCCGACACCUACAGCCGGUGCCGCCGCCUCGCCUCCGCCCUCGCCCGCCGAUCCGUCGGCCACGGGAGUACGGUAGCUGUAAUAGCUCCAAAUAUCCCAGCAAUUUAUGAAGCUCAUUUUGGAGUUCCCAUGGCUGGAGCAGUGGUCAACUGUGUCAACAUUCGAUUAAAUGCUCCCACUGUUGCAUUUUUGUUGGAGCACUCAUCAGCUGAAGUUGUGAUGGUUGACCAAGAAUUUUUCUCUCUGGCAGAGGAUUCUUUGAGGAUUAUAGCAGAUCAAAAGAAAGGUUCUUUCAAACAACCACUUCUAGUAGUUAUUGGUGAUCAUACAUGUGAUCCUUCAGCCCUCCAAAAUGCACUGAGAAAAGGAGCCAUUGAAUAUGAGAAGUUCUUGGAAACUGGAGACCCUGAGUUUGCUUGGAAACCACCACAGGAUGAGUGGAAAAGUAUCGCCUUAGGUUAUACUUCCGGCACAACUUCGAACCCCAAGGGUGUGGUAUUGCAUCAUAGGGGUGCUUACCUAAUGUCACUCAGUGGUGUCCUGGUAUGGGGAAUGAAUGAAGGUGCUGUUUACUUGUGGACUUUACCAAUGUUCCACUGUAAUGGCUGGUGCUAUACAUGGGCGCUUGCUGCAAUCUGUGGAACAAAUAUAUGUCUUCGUCAGGUAACAGCAAAGGCCAUUUUCUCGGCAAUAGCCAGCCAAGGUGUGACUCACUUCUGUGCAGCACCAAUUGUCCUGAACGCCAUUAUCAACGCUCCUCCGGCGGACACCAUUCUCCCCCUGCCGCGUGUUGUUGACGUCAUGACUGCUGGCGCUGCUCCGCCACCCUCAGUCCUUGCAUCAAUGUCAAAGCUUGGCUUCCGUGUCACUCAUACAUAUGGUCUUUCAGAGACAUAUGGACCAUCGACAGUAUGUGCAUGGAAACCAGAGUGGGACAGCCUGCCAGCCGACGAGCGUGCCCGCCUCCAUGCUCGCCAGGGAAUUCGCUAUGUAGGCAUGGAAGGCCUUGAUGUUGUCGACCCAAAAUCGAUGGCGCCAGUCCCAGCCGACGGUUCCACCCUCGGAGAGAUUGUCAUGCGAGGGAACGCAGUCAUGAAGGGCUACCUGAAGAACCCGAAGGCCAACGCCGAGGCAUUCGAGAAUGGCUGGUUCCAUUCUGGUGAUCUAGGGGUUCGACAUCCAGAUGGCUACAUUGAGGUUAAGGACCGAGCCAAGGACAUCAUUAUCUCUGGUGGGGAGAACAUUAGCAGCCUGGAAGUGGAGAAGGCGGUCUACCUGCACCCGGCGGUGCUCGAGGCGUCGGUCGUGGCUCGAUCCGAUGAGCAGUGGGGUGAGUCGCCAUGCGCCUUUAUCACGCUCAAGGACGGCGUGGACGGUUCCAAUGAGGCAGCAUUGGCUGGUAACAUAAUGAGCUUCUGCCGGGAGCGACUGCCUGGCUAUUGGGUCCCCAAGUCCGUAGUGUUCGGGCCACUGCCGAAGACGGCGACAGGUAAGAUCAAGAAGCAUGAGCUGAGGGCCAAGGCCAAGGAAUUGGGCCCAGUCCGGAAGAGCAGGAUGUGAGCUAGGCUAAUCUUGCUCUGAGACUUGGUAUGCUUUACUCCUCGUCUGAACUGUCGUUUGACUAAUCGCUUGAGUACUUUGUUGGAAAGAUGUAUACCACGAACUGUAUUUUCUUGUAUCAUGUACUGUACGAACCAGCAUAAUUGCUAGAUUGUUUCUUACCGGUUGCUAACGGUGUAUAUAUGGCGUAUAUGUAUUAGAGUUAUCUAA